Molecule: messenger RNA, 3727 nt
Organism: Clarias gariepinus (North African catfish)
Lineage: Eukaryota; Metazoa; Chordata; Actinopteri; Siluriformes; Clariidae
Gene: nectin1b
Product: nectin cell adhesion molecule 1b
Exons: 6
Coding region: 703-2196 (497 amino acids)
Biological process (GO): heterophilic cell-cell adhesion; protein localization to cell junction; homophilic cell-cell adhesion
Cellular component (GO): adherens junction
Source: RefSeq, a predicted model, not a curated record
UCGUUGCGUCACCAAAUUCGGAUCUGAGCUCGCGCUGUCCGCUACAUCAGUUCAGGUGAUCGAGCUCCAUCUAAAUCGCUCUACUCCCGUUUUUUUGGCUUGGGAAACCUUCUUGCUAAAAGAUCAGGAUACAGUUUUUGUUUAAUGUACCGAAACCUACAUUUUUUUUGUUUUACAAAUUUCAAAAUAAUCUCAUAAUCCUUAAACAAGGAUACAAACCCGGGACAAUUAGAACUUGGCGCUCAGUCUGUUAUUGGCCAAGAAAGAGAAGAGAAGAGAGAAGAGAGAGAGAGAGAGGCCCGUUUCUGUGGCGGAGAACAGGGACCUGGGGUUCAGAGGUAGGCUACUGACGCAUCUUAAGCGAAUCGUUAAUGCGGACUGCAUGCCCCAUCACAUUUUCUUUACUGGCACACCGGGGCGGCAGGGGGAAAGAAAAGUGGCAGUUGUCUAGCGGGUUCUCAUGCACUAACAGUUGCGAUCAACAGAAUUUGUUUUAAUUCUUUGUCUCCAUUCAAGUUCGCGCUCCAGACGAAGCCGACAUCUGUUUUUGAUCAGCGGGGCUUCGUGGCGGAUCAAGACACACAGAAGAGUCGCUUUGUGACAAAUACUCCGUUGAACUGAUCAUCGACCCGGGCUGAACUUGCCGUAUUAUUCUGAAGUGUUCGCGCUUGUCCACGGGAUUUUCAGCGCACAGCUUUCACAAUGCAGCCCGCUGUGUGGAUACUCUUAGUGACUCUUAUCAACAUACCAGAGGGUCAUGGGCAGUCUGUGCAGAUGGACCCAGAGGUAUCUGGCUUCGUGGGCUCUACAGUGGAGCUGAGCUGCCUCUUCAUCAACAGCAAACCCCCGGUGAAGAUCUCGCAGGUCACUUGGCAGAAGUCCUUCAAUGGCACCAAGCAGAAUGUGGCCAUCGCCAACCCAGCACUAGGUGUCUCUGUGCUGCCUGCUUUUAAAGACCGAGUCAGCUUUAAGCAUUUGGGCGCACAGUCAAAUCCUUCACUUGAGGACACCACCAUUGUUUUUAGCAACCUGCGCCUUUCAGAUGAGGCUGCCUACAUCUGCGAGUACACCACUUUCCCAGCAGGCAACAGAGAAAACAUGGUCAAUCUCACUGUCUACGCACGUCCCAUGACGCAUAUGACCCUCACAACACCCAUCAUCAUCGCACGGCCCCAGAAGCAUAAGAUGACAGUUGCCACAUGUCUGUCAGCCAAUGGAAAGCCACCUAGUGUGAUUAAGUGGGAUACCAAACUAAACGGCGAAGCCAUGUUCCAGGAGACACGUAACCCCAAUGGCACAGUCACUACACGCAGCAGCUAUGUUAUUGUGCCAAGUCGUGAGUGUCACCGGCAGAAACUCACAUGCAUUGUGACCUAUAACAAUGAACACUUCAGUGACAGUGUCGUCCUCAAUGUUCAGUAUGAACCCGAGGUAAAGAUUGAAGGUUUUGAUGGAAAUUGGUAUCUGAACCGUCAGGAUGUAAAACUCACUUGUGAUGCAGAUGCAAAUCCAGCUGUCACCAGCUACCAUUGGAAACUAUCAAAUGGAUCAAUGCCCAAGAAUGUGGAAAUCAGGAACAACACGCUGGUCUUCAGGGGGCCCGUGACAUAUGACUUCAGUGGCACGUACAUAUGUGAUGCCACCAACAGCAUCGGUACUCGCUCUGGCCAAGUCGAGGUCAACGUGACAGAACUCCCCAGUCAUAUCCCUCGAGACAACGAUGGCAAUGAGCAGAAGCAAACCGCACCCAGUGCUGCAUUAUGGGGCGGUGUGGGUGCUGUGGUUGUACUGGUCAUUGGUGUUGCGUUGCUCAUCUACUUCCUGCGACGCCGACAGCGCACCUUCAAAGGGGACUACAGCACCAAGAAGCAUGUCUUUGGCAAUGGCUACAGUAAGGCGGGGCCUGUGCCUGCCCAUCCCAAUGUGCCCAAAAACCUGCAGUACCCAGAUGACCCAGACGACGAGAAGAAGGCCUCGCAGAUUGGGGGGCCAGGAUCAUUUGAGGGCACAGAACAUGAUUUCGAUGGUAACUCUGAAGACCUAAAGAGACCUUAUUUCACUGUGGAUGAAGGUGAGAGUCAUGAUUAUGAUGAGCGGACUCUAGCUUUCCAGUAUGAGCCUGAGGCUGAGAUUGCUGAUGAUAUGGUUUCCCAAACUGACGGCUCUGUCAUUUCAAAGAAAGAGUGGUAUGUGUAGUGUAGCAACAAAAAUGAGAUCAACAUUAGCCUGCUAUUACAUGCAUUCUACCACACCCCUUCAUCUCCAUCACUAGAAGCCUUCUACCCAUCCCAGUCCUUAUUCCAUCCCUCAUCCUCCAAACCGGCAACCUCUGCCCCAUCAAAAUACAUUUAAUGGAACAUGAACAUGAAAAAAAAAAUGCUUGCAGCACUGACAAAUCAACAUCGUAAUAUUUACACAUGCUAACGGCUUAACCUGGUACAGCAGUGAAAAGAGGUGUGAUCGUUCACUCAUGCCAAUCACAAUUGACUCCUGAAGCUGUACAGGCCAUUUGCUUGAAACUUUUAUGGUGCAUUAUUAUUAAUAUAAUUUGUCUUUCUUUUUUUUUUUUUUUUUACAAUUCUAUCAUUGUAUUAAAUGUAUUAAAACAGACUUUGUAAUGAGUGAGUUUUCACCCAUCUUGUGAAAGUCCUACACUGGAUGUAUUAUAUUUUUUAAAAACUGUUUUACUAUCAGUACCUGUGUCUUUUCAAAUGUGAUGAUUAUUUUGUAAUGUCUUCCCACUUUAUGGGUGUUAAAAUAUUGAAAAUAUUGAGGUGAUGUUUAAAUGGAUAGCUGAGAGGCAUGUGGUUAGUUGCUUUAGAGUGAUAUUAAAUGAUGUUUUAUCUUAAGGAAGAAAGAUAAGACAAUAAUAUCUUUAUUGUCAUUUAUACAAGCACACAAGGUUCUGGUACGUUUCCAAAGACAUGUAUGGCAAUUUAGAUUUAAAUUAAGCCUUGUUUGUACGUAGCUUGGGAUGCCAUUCAAUCCUUUACCUUAUUCAGGCAGACAAGCACAGAUGAUUAACUGGCUUCUCACUUCAUGCCUCAUGAGAGUGCUAUUACAGAGGAGUGUGACCUCAUGCGAUCUUUCUCCUGUUACGUAUCUCUGUUGACAUUACAAAGUAUUAAAAUAUUUUAAUACUUUGACAAUGUACGUUUCACUAUGAUAUACUAGAUGAUAUAAAUGUACUAUGGACUUUUAAUACCUGAGUAUCAGGUUUCUCUUUUUUUUGUGGUUCUGUGGUGAUAUGGGGUAAUCAUUUGUAGAGAUGGAACAUUGGAACAUGUUGGAGACUACAGUAUACAUAUUAAAAAUAGGGCUUAAUAUGUUAUACAAUUUUGUGACAUGCAUUUAUAUGAUUGUACGCUUAUCAUUAGGUGGUCAAAGCGGCAUGAUAAACAUUAAAGUUAAACCUUUCAGAAAAAUGAAUUUUGACAUUUGUGGGUCGAAAUGAGGUUAUCUGCACAUACAGUAGGUCAUGUACUUAAAUGUUGUCCGUCCUUGAUGGUUUGGUAAUUUUUUCCUUUAAAUCUCUAUUUAGGGUCACAGCAAAAAAUUUUAUUGUGUCCUGGCAAAAAUAUUGACACUAGAUUAAUGUAAACAUCUGUGCAACAUAACCUUUAAUUAUUCAAUUAUUCACCAUUGCUUGUGCCACUACCAUUUAUAUAAAUUCAUAAAAUUAUUGUUGGUAAAAAAAAAAAAUAAAUAAAAAACAAUAAUAAAGAAA